AUGGAAACCUUGCAGCAGUGGUGGCAGGCCCAAAAGGAGGUCGUCUUCGCCUUCACCGGUCUAUCUCCGAUCACUUUCUACACUGCAUUGGCGAUUCUAAUAGCCCUUUUCUACGUCGUUUCUGGUCUCUUUGGUUCCUCCUCCUCCGACCGUCACCCCCAAACCCGCCACAUCCAAGCAGAGGUUCCCCCUCUCCGACCACCUGUUCAGCUAGGUGAAAUCACCGAAGAAGAGCUCAAGGGCUACGAUGGAAAUGAUCACGAUAAGCCCUUGCUUAUGGCCAUUAAGGGUCAGAUCUAUGAUGUCUCCCAGAGCAGGAUGUUCUAUGGACCUGGCGGGCCUUAUGCUUUAUUUGCUGGCAAGGAUGCUAGUAGAGCUUUAGCAAAGAUGUCUUUCGAAGAGAAAGAUUUGACCGGUGAUAUUUCCGGUCUUGGCCCAUUUGAGCUCGAUGCGUUACAGGAUUGGGAAUACAAAUUUAUGGAGAAGUAUGUUAAGGUGGGAACUAUAAAAAAAGAAGUUCCAGUUGCUGAGUCCACCGCGGAGCCAUCAGAAUCUACUCCCCGCGAUGUUGAUGUCGAUGCUGCUGUUAAGCCAACUGCUGCAGAGGUUAAAACUGAUGAAACACCUUCAAAUGUUGAUGCAGAGGUUAAAACUGAUGAAACACCUUCAAAUGUUGAUGCAGAUAAAGAUUAG
Vicia faba (fava bean) is the source of this 693-nucleotide messenger RNA. Lineage: Eukaryota; Viridiplantae; Streptophyta; Magnoliopsida; Fabales; Fabaceae. The record is from the annotation of a GenBank genome assembly.